Messenger RNA from Punica granatum (pomegranate), 1433 nucleotides. NCBI's taxonomy places the organism in Eukaryota, Viridiplantae, Streptophyta, Magnoliopsida, Myrtales, Lythraceae. The record is from RefSeq and is a predicted model, not a curated record.
GCCUCGGCUUUUCUUUUGUUGUGCCGUUCAUGUUAAACUUGAACCAGAUUGUCUUGUGCUGUUGCCGUGCUGCUCAAGUCAGAGAUCCAUCGGGGGAGCCACACGCUGUUCGAUCACUAAAGUCCUCCCAGAUCCAACUCUCUUUGUUAUUAAGCCUCCGGCUUCUAAGGACUGGCAACUAUCAUGGGAAAUAAUGGCGAAUCCAAUGUUAAGGAUGUGGGGGUUGCUGAACUCGAAGAGUCGCCGAGCAGAUCUCCAACGCAAAGCCGACCCACUAGCAUGGUUAUCAAGAAGGGGCGAAGGGUGAUUCCAGCCCACUUGAUCGCCGAAGCCAUAUCGACCCUUCAUGGACUCGACUUGAGAUGGUCUGGACCGAUCACGCCGAGCGAAAUGCAAUAUGUUGAACAGUACGUGUUCGCCAAGUACCCUCAGUACUGCAAUGGACUCGUGGAAGGAGAAAAGAUCGAUUUCGACAGUCUUUCCAUAAAUGAUGAGGCUGAUCCCGGGCCAGAUGACAAGAGGAAGUCCCCGAAAAGCAGCGCCAUGGGAGGUAACAAAGAUUUGUCGUCUCCCUCGUUCAACAGGAGCCUAUCUGACCUCGACAAAACGCAGCUGGAGCCAUCGAGACUGCUCGACAUCCUCAUGAAGAAAUCCUCUCCCCAGGGUAACUUCAUAUCGAUUCCGGAAAUACAAGCACGAAACCGAGCCUUGAGGCAUUGUGGCCUAAGGGAAGAUGACUAUUUGGUCCUGUUCAUGCCGAAUUACAAGGACGCUAUGGUCAUGAUAGGAGAGAGCUAUCCCUUCUUCAAGGGAAGCUACUACAUGACCAUCAUCGGCGAAGAAGACGAUAAGAUUAGAGAGUUUGCAUCUGCCAAAGAAUCGAAGAUCAUCGCGGCGCCGGAGACGUGGUUAGACCUUAGGAUUAAGGGGUCUCAGCUGAGCCAGUACUUCAGGAGGAAGUGCAAGCACAUUCCCAAGGGACUAUUCUCAUACCCUGCUGUCGUGAACGGGACCCGCCCCUCGAUGCACUGGAUAUCAGAGGCCCACAGGAACUCAUGGCAUGUCCUGCUCGACGCCACGGGAUUGGUCUUCGGGGAAGAUCACCUAGCACUGGCCCUGCACAGGCCAGACUUCGUGCUGUGCACGCUGGAGAACGGCCCGGUCCAGCCGGCCAGGAUCACCUGUCUGCUAGUGAGAAGGAAGUCGUUCGAUACCGCGGCAUCUACCGCUUGAUGUGGACAUGUGAGAUGAAUGAAUUAAUACUCGUGAUUGAAGAUCAAUAUUCAUAAAUAUAUGUAUCUUGAUGAGUUAAUUAUUCUAAGGGGAAAUUAAGCCAUGACGACGAUGUUGUCUGUGGUUGCCCCUAGGCAAAAGGUGGAGACGUCAAUAGAUGUGACUUUCGGCCAAUAUCUAAUUUAAUUUCUCUUCCCCAA